AUGUCUGCUCCCCCCGAGGCCCCGCGCAUUGGUAGCAACCUCAUCACUGCAUGCACCACCCACAUCCGCGAGCUUUCCAAGCUCCCCGACAAGCGCUCCAGGUAUCCCUACCGAAAACCACCCUGCCACGAGUUCGGACGCUUCCGCCUAUGGACCCGCGGCUUCGAGAACACCCCCCCAGCGGGGGAUAAUGUACUGGAUGAGGUGCUGGAGGAGGUUAUAUACCUCAGGGAGCCCACGGUCCUACUCAUUGCGUCUUUUGCUAGCGGUCUCCUCGAUGGCUGCCUUCGGAAAGGCUCCUCCGAGUAUCCCUCGAUGAGGUGGCUAGGGCGUAUCCACUUGGGUAGCGUGUUGAAACGUGAGUGGAAAACAUCGGAUGCUGCCAUCGGGGAGUUGCGCGAGUGCGUCGAUGCGCUUUUUGACGUACUGUCCACCCUUCACAACGUCAUGGAGAGGAGAAAGGAGCGGGAUCGCCGGGAAGGGGCCAUCCGUGAGGAGACACCAGCACGCCCGGCCUGUGUGAGGGGUGAGCAUUGGGAGGUAUACCAGCAGUACAUCCAGAACAGGUUUCCGCAAGCGAUUAGAGGGCUGGAUAUCGAAGGAUUUGCAAGGGGAAAUGCCGACUGCUUUGAUAGGCUGUUGAGCCAGCGUGAAGAUAAGGAGAAGGAGCAGAAGGCGAGAGAGACUGCCGGAGAAAUUGCCCAAUUGCCACCCGUGCUAGAGGGGUCUGUCAUGGAGGCUCAAACAGGCCAUCAAACGCUGGAACGAAUGAAGGGUUUAUCGUCGGCGGGUGUCACCACCACAUUCAAGGACUCAGGAGUCGAGAGCUCUGCCACCACGUCCAAGGACUCGGCAAUCGAGGGCUCCGCCACCACGUUCAAGGAUUCAGCAAUCGAGGGCUCCGCUGCUCACAGCCGCCCACCAGCCCCGUUUCAGGCCGCGUUCAAAGACUCAGUAGUCGGGAGCUCCGCUCCUCACAGCCUUCCGCCACCCUCGACCCACCCUCUCGAUGCACCGCAAACUAUUACCAUUCCCCAGCGUACGGUCGCCUCCCUUGCUCCCCCUUCCGUCUCCGGCCUGUCGUGCUCAAUCAUCUGCUCUGUGUCAUCUGAACCAAGUAAGAGACGCCCCGUCCCCCGGGGUCACGGGUGGAGUGCCAUUGCCAUUGAAAUCUCUAGGAAGCACGUCUUUGCCGACCUGAUGCCAUACAUGUGCAUCCGCGGACGCUGCUUCAGCUCGGGUGCACAUGUGUUCUAUGGCAAGAAGAGUGACUGGAUCGCGCACGAUAUGGCAUGCCUACGAGAGGCACACGAGGGCACAGGAGCAACCACGACAGACAAGUUGGCGCACCAAAUGGAGGACAUCCGGCUGCUUGCGCUGCCGCCAGCGUACCGAGACGAGGAAGAUGGGGGGUCCUGCGAUACCUCCACGACGGGGAGUGUGUUGGACGAUACGCCGCGCGAGGGGUUAUUGAACGUCCGACUCCACAGGUGGAUGCAGGAGCGUCCGGAAGGAGAACUCCGACGGGAAGGAAUGGAGGAUCAGGAUGACCUGGAGGACCAGGAUGCGCUGGAUGACCAGGAUGCGUUGGAGAAUCAGGAUGCCUCGGAGGAUCAGGAUGUCUCGGAGGAUCAGGAUGCCUUGGAGAGGGCUUUCUGGGAGGAGCCAGCAGCAUCCCCUAUCACUGUGAUGGGCACUCACUGGGAAAUAUACCAGCAGUACAUCAGAGAUAGGUUCCCGCACGCCAGAGAGGAGCUUGAUAUCGAGGUCUUGGCAAGGGGAAAUGCCGAGUGCUAUGUCAGGCUGGUGAGGCUGGACCAGGAGAGGGGGGAGGAGGAGGAGGAAAUGGAGCAGAGGCAAGGUUUCCCAUCGCCGGGUGUCGCCACCACGUUCAAGGACUCCGGACUCAGGAGCUCCGCUCCCCACAGCCUCCCACCAGUCUCGAUUCACGCCCCCGACCCAUUUCCAGCAGUCGUCGUCUCCCAGCCCGCGAUCGUCCCCGUCAACACGGACCUCGCCCCGCCGCCUUCUGUCUCUAGCCUGUCGCGGUCGACCAUAUGCUCUGUGUUGUCGGAGCCGAGCAAGAGACGACUCCUCCCCCCAGUUCCCGAACAUUCGUGGAGAAAAUACAUCUUUGCCGACCUCACGCCAUACACGUGCAUCCGCGCCCGCUGCCCCAGCUCGGGCAUGUUCUAUAGAUCGAAGAGGGCCUGGAUCACGCAUGAUACGGCAUGCUUACGACGCCCGCUGGAAGGCGGCGGCGGAGCGACCUCGACGGGUGAGUGUCCGCUCUGCCGCAAGACGUUCGGGAGGGAUGCCGGGCGGUUCUACAGCCACGUUGCGCACCACCUGGAGGACAUACGCUUGUUCUCUCUGCCCCCGUGUUAUCGCGAGUACGAGAUGGAAGAGUACGCGGACGGCUCAUCCUUGGGAACCACUGACUGGCGUGGAGCCAGGAGCGCUGAGGGCGAGAUGAGCGCGCUGGGACGGUAUCUUACGGCGAACAGUGCGACACCUGCCGUGUCUUGCAGCGGGUGGGUCAUGAAGGCGGUGGGUGAGGUUGAUGAUAGCCCCCGCUUAUCUCAGCCUGAUGGCGACGAGGUUCUCGAGGAGGGUGCGCUUCAGGAUAUCGAUGGCGAGCCGAACCCCGCGGGGAUGGAUAAAGCUGUCAGCGUGCAGAGUAGUUGCGAUACUCUAAGGCGGGGUUCGGAUGCAGCCACCGUAGUUGUGCGGCUAUCUGGCUCUCCCCCCUCGGCCAGCAGAGAAUGGCACACUGACCUUGUUCUAUCUGAGGAAUUUGCCCAAUACAAGUACAGCGCGGAAUUCGGUGACCAGACAGUUACACACCAUUUUAAUGGGGAUUUCGAGCUGUGGGCAGACGGCGAUUUGUUGCUCGGAGGUAGUCAAUUCAGAUCGGUUCGGCUCCAGCGGCUACGUGACUCUACCCGGCGCGAUGCUCACCGAAGGACUGACGUUCGGGUGGUGAAAACAACCGGUCACUAUCGCUUUCAAGACCUUUUCAUCAGAGAGUUGAGGGCGAUGAUUACGUUGCGAGAGUAUACUGAGCAUUUUGUUGAGUUCUAUGGCUGGCACGAGGGCCAGCCCGGAAUAUCCCUCUCUAUCGCCAUGGAAUUCCUCCCCGAAGGCAACCUUCAGACCUAUAUGCUGAGAAACAGACAGCUGGCAAAGGGGAACUGUAAAACUAUUGUUCGACAGAUUCUGGAAGCCCUCCAUAUAAUGCACCAAGGGGGUAUCCAUCAUGGUAAUCUAACGCCAACGAACGUACUCAUCGCAUCCCUAUCACCUCUGAGAAUGAAGCUUGGAGAUAUCUGCAACGGAGAAUCGGGGCGCAGGCAAUACAGGAGGCUGAUUACCAAUACAUACAUCGAGAUGGAGUACAGAUACGAGUCACCAGAGUCAAUCGGCCUCAGCCCCGAUUUCACAGAAAGCCACCCUUCGAGUGUGGAUAUGUGGGCUCUGGGUAUGAUUACCUAUCAGAUCAUGACAGGAUUGAUACCAUUUUCGUACGCCACAGGUGUAAGCGCUAUCGAUAUGGAUGAAGAUGAUAUCUGCCAUUGGGACGGCGGGGUAUAA
This is a messenger RNA of Morchella sextelata, 3594 nucleotides long. RefSeq lists its product as uncharacterized. The transcript is spliced from 12 exons. The coding region runs from base 1 to 3594 and encodes 1197 amino acids. Lineage: Eukaryota; Fungi; Ascomycota; Pezizomycetes; Pezizales; Morchellaceae. The record is from RefSeq and is a predicted model, not a curated record. Gene Ontology annotation, cellular component: nucleus; cytoplasm. Gene Ontology annotation, biological process: mitotic DNA damage checkpoint signaling; protein phosphorylation. Gene Ontology annotation, molecular function: ATP binding; protein serine/threonine kinase activity.